CGUGACGAGCAUGCCUCUGUGUCGGCGGAGAGCCACCUCAGAAGACAACAAGGCAGAUGCCCCAGAAGCUCAGCCCAUGGUGCCCACAGAAAGACUGAAGGUGCUGUUGCACUGGGCUGGGCCUGAGGGCGGGGAGCCCUGGGUCACCUUCAGCCAGGCAUCUCUGACUGCAGAGGAAGUCUGCAUCCACAUCGCACACAAAAUCGGCAUCUCUCCACCCUGCUUGAAUCUCUUCGCCCUCUACGAUGUACAGGCCAAUGUCUGGCUGUCCCCAAAUCACACCUUGGACACAUCUCAAGAUGUAAGCUUAAGGCUAUAUUUCCGCAUGAGGUUUUACUUCCGGAACUGGCAUGGCUUGAAUCUCCAGGAGCCAGCUGUGUACCGGUCUGGUUUCCCGGUGGCAGAGACCUCCUCAGAACGGGCAGAGCAGGGUAUACAGCUCUUGGACUCUGCCUCAUUUGAAUACCUCUUUGAGCAGGGAAAACAUGAGUUCAUGAACGAUGUGAUAUCUCUGCGGGACCUGUCUAGCGAGGAAGAGAUCCACCACUUUAAGAAUGAGAGCUUGGGCAUGGCCUUUCUGCACCUCUGUCACCUUGCUCUCUGCCGUGGUGUCCCCCUGGAAGAGAUGGCCAGAGAGAUCAGCUUCAAGAACUGCAUCCCUCGUUCCUUCCGCCAGCACAUCCGCCAGCACAAUGCGCUCACACGCCUGCGGCUCCGGAGAGUCUUCCGCAGAUUCCUGCGGGCCUUCCAGCCUGACCACCUCUCCCAGCAGGUUGUGAUGGUUAAGUACUUGGCCACCCUGGAGCGACUGGCUCCCCGCUUCGGCUCAGAGCGCAUACCUGUGUGUCAUCUGGAGGUCCUAGCCCAGCCUGAGAGGGACCCCUGCUACAUCCAGAACAGUGGGCAGACCACUGGGGACCCAGGCCCAGAGCUGGCCAUUGGGCCUCCCACCCACGAGGUACUGGUGACAGGCACCAGAGGUAUCCAGUGGCGUCCACUGCAGAACCAGGAAUCUGAGAAAAGUAACAGCAAAGGGAAUCUUCAAGGCACCCAGUCUGGGAAGAAAGCCAAGGCCUCCAAGGCUGGAGAGCAGCUGGCCGAGAGUCCUCGGGACCCACCUUGGACCUACUUCUGCGACUUCCAGGACAUUUCCCACAUGGUGCUAAAGGAAUGUCUUGUGCGCAUCCACCUUCAGGACAACAAGUGCUUGUUGCUGUGUCUCUGUUCCCGGGCUGAGGCUCUGUCCUUUGUGGCCCUGGUGGAUGGCUAUUUCCGCUUGACCGCUGACUCCAGCCACUACCUGUGCCAUGAGGUGGCACCCCCGAGGCUGGUGACUAGCAUCCAGAACGGCAUCCAUGGGCCUCUGAUGGAUCCAUUUGUGCAGGCCCAGCUGUGGCCAGAGGAUGGCCUCUACCUGAUUCAAUGGAGCACCAGCCACCUGCACCGUCUGAUCCUCACUGUGGCCCAUCGAAACCCGGUGGGUCGAGAUGGUCCUAGGGGCCUUCGCCUCCGGAAAUUCCCCAUCAGCCAGCAACCUGGAGCUUUUGUCCUGGAAGGCUGGAGCCGCUCCUUCGCCAGCAUAGCAGACCUUCGGGUCGCUUUGCAGGGCUGCUCACUGCGGGCUGGUGACGACUGUUUCCCCUUGCACCGCUGUUGCCUGCCCCGGCCAAGAGAAAUCUCCAACCUUGUGAUCAUGCGGGGGUCUAAUGCCCACACCCGGCCGCUCAACCUCAGUCAGCUCAGCUUCCAUAGAGUUCACCAGGAUGAAAUCACCCAGCUGUGCCACUUGGGCCAAGGCACAAGAACCAAUGUGUAUGAGGGCCUGCUAAGAGUGGGAGGCCCUGAUGAAGGCAAAGUGGACAAUGAAUGUCCCCCUGAACCUGGCGGGAGCAGUGCUCAGCUGUUGCGAGUGGUGCUGAAAGUCCUGGACCCCAGUCACCAUGAUAUCGCCUUGGCCUUCUAUGAAACAGCUAGCCUCAUGAGCCAGGUAUCACACAUGCACCUGGCUUUCCUGCAUGGUGUUUGCGUGCGUGGCUCAGAAAAUAUCAUUGUGACAGAGUUUGUAGAACAUGGUCCCCUGGAUGUGUGUUUGCGGCGACAGAGGGGCCGAGUGCCCAUGACCUGGAAGAUGACCGUGGCUCAGCAGCUGGCCAGUGCCCUCAGCUACCUGGAGGACAAGAAUCUGGUUCAUGGGAAUGUAUGUGGCCGGAACAUCCUGCUGGCCCGGAUGGGGCUGGAGGAGGGUACCAGCCCCUUCAUCAAGCUAAGUGAUCCCGGCGUGGGCCAAAGUGCCCUCUCCAGGGAGGAGCGGGUGGAGCGCAUCCCCUGGACAGCCCCAGAGUGCCUGGCUGGAGGGGCCAACAGUUUGGGUACUGCCUCGGACAUGUGGGGCUUUGGCGCCACCCUCCUUGAGAUCUGCUUUGAUGGGGAGGCACCCCUGCAGGGUCGUAGCCCCUCUGAGAAAGAACGAUUCUACACAAAGCAGCACCAGCUGCCUGAGCCCUCAUGCCCGGAGCUGGCCACCCUCACCCGCCAGUGCCUCACCUACGAACCAGCACAGCGCCCGUCAUUCCGCACCAUCUUGCGGGACCUCACUAGGCUGCAGCCACAGAAUCUUGUGGGUGUUUCAGCUGUGAACUCAGACUCACCAGUGUCAGACCCCACUGUUUUCCACAAGCGCUAUUUGAAAAAGAUCCGGGAUUUGGGCGAGGGUCACUUUGGCAAGGUCAGUCUGUACUGCUAUGAUCCAACCAAUGACGGAACUGGCGAGAUGGUGGCGGUGAAAGCCCUUAAGGAGGGAUGUGGUCCCCAGCUCCGCUCUGGCUGGCAGCGGGAGAUUGAAAUCCUACGGAAGCUAUACCAUGAACACAUUGUCAAGUACAAAGGCUGCUGUGAGGACCAAGGAGAGAAGUCUGUACAGCUGGUCAUGGAAUACGUCCCUCUGGGCAGCCUGCGAGACUAUCUGCCCCGCCACAGCGUAGGGCUGGCGCAGCUCCUGCUGUUCGCCCAGCAAAUCUGCGAGGGCAUGGCUUACCUGCAUGCGCAGCGCUACAUUCAUCGAGACUUGGCUGCGCGCAACGUGCUGCUGGACAACGACAGGCUGGUCAAGAUUGGGGACUUUGGCCUGGCCAAGGCCGUGCCUGAGGGCCACGAGUACUACCGCGUGCGCGAGGACGGGGACAGCCCAGUGUUCUGGUAUGCCCCGGAAUGCCUCAAGGAGUGCAAAUUUUACUAUGCAUCUGAUGUCUGGUCCUUUGGGGUGACCCUGUAUGAGCUGUUGACAUACUGUGACUCUAGCCAGAGUCCCCCCACGAAAUUCAUCGAGCUCAUCGGCCUCACCCAGGGCCAGAUGACAGUGCUGAGGCUCACAGAGUUGCUGGAACGAGGAGAGAGGCUGCCGCGGCCUGACAGAUGUCCCUGUGAGAUCUAUCUCCUCAUGAAGAACUGCUGGGAAUCAGAGGCUUCCUAUCGGCCUACCUUCCAGAAUCUUGUGCCCAUCCUCAAGACAGCCCAGGAGAAGUACCAGGGCCAGGUGCCAUCAGUGUUCAGUGUUUGCUGACAAUCCAGAGC
Molecule: messenger RNA, 3570 nt
Organism: Acomys russatus (golden spiny mouse)
Lineage: Eukaryota; Metazoa; Chordata; Mammalia; Rodentia; Muridae
Gene: Tyk2
Product: tyrosine kinase 2
Exons: 23
Coding region: 11-3559 (1182 amino acids)
Biological process (GO): intracellular signal transduction; peptidyl-tyrosine phosphorylation; cell differentiation
Cellular component (GO): cytoskeleton; membrane; cytosol
Molecular function (GO): non-membrane spanning protein tyrosine kinase activity; ATP binding; cytokine receptor binding
Source: RefSeq, a predicted model, not a curated record